AUGACAACAACCGACUCUUUGACACAAUCAAUGAUGGAAGUUCCUGCUAUGGAUGACUCCAUGGAGAUGGCCUCGCCCUACUUGGGACAGGCUGAUGACUUUGACAUUGACAUUGACCUUAUGGAGGACCACGCCUCCAAUAUGGACAGCGACAUGAUGGGAGCAGAUGAGUUUUCUCAGCCCCAAGACGCAAAUGACGACGCGAUCCUUGAUGCCGACAUGGCCGAUGAACCUUCGGAAGGCUCUAUGGUGGACGCCGACAAUUUGGUGUCAGAAGACAACGAUAUCGACGUGCAAUCUGAGGAAGAGCCUUUCGAGGCAGAAAUGACUGAGGGUGACCAGGCUGAGAAUGGCGCCCCUGAAGUUCCGAUCAUCGAUGUUUCCGAUUUCCAUCCUGCAACCGAAACGACCAACGGAGAUAGCCUCAACCCUACCGAGGAAGAGCCAGCCUUGGUGGAGCAGCCUUUGCCGGUAGUAACGGAAGAUCUCAGUGCCCAGGCAGAGCCUACGCAGGUUCAAAGUGAAGCUCCGGUGCCCGCUCAACACAAGGUCGAUGAGCAAACCGAGGACAAGGGUCACCAAGUUGAGCCAAGCAUAUCCGAUGAUGAUGAGCUUGCCGGGCCACCAUCUGAAACACUUGACCUCGCUGCAACCCACGAUGAUUUUGAAAAGCAGGAGCCUACCGCGGAGGCUAACGAAACAGUUCAACCUUCUGCUGCGAAAUCGAAUGACUCGCAAGAGCACCUUGCGGACAAUGAGGCACUUGCCUCUGCGGAAAUUGCCCAAGCCCCUGCUAGUACACAGGGAGAGGUGCAGUCUGUACUGGAGGUAAAACAGCAUGGCGCAGGUGACGCUCAAUCUCUUCACCAGGAAACAGCAUCCCAUGAAACCCUUCAUCCUGUGAAGAUCAUCUACCAAGAGAAUGAGAUCGCUCUUUUCCCUCCCCUCGAGGGUGACUCGGCCGAGACCUUUUUCCUUCAUGAUGAAGAUGUGGCCUACGAGAGUGUUGCUCAGUUGUUCAAGGCCUUGCGUCAGGUUCUCCAGGGCAAUGUCGCGGACAAUGAGGUCUUGAUCAUCGAUAUCGACACUCUUGGUAUUCAAAUGACAGAGGACUCUUUCCACACAUCCCAGGUUACCCUGCACCAAGUCGUGGACCUUUAUCUUAGGCUAUGUCGGAACGAUGGAGCCAAUGACCCUGAUGCCCUCUAUCUUACAUUGAGCAGCAAACGUGCCUUCCCAGCUGAAAUUGCGGAUCUGCUAGAUGCUGCCAACGACGGCAAGAGUCUGUCCGAAAUUCAUCCCUGGGAUGAAUAUGACGAGGCUGAACCCGCCUCCGAAGUAGAUCACGGACAUGAACACGAGGCCGAAGAGCAGGAAGAUGAAGCUUACUACACGACUGAAGCUGAGCAGAAACUUUCAGUUGCCGAGGACCAACUAUCUGAAAAGCCCGAAGACGAACAGAUAUCAGCCGCUCCUCCUUCCCCGCCAAGACAGGUGCAAGAUUCUGAGGCUUUUUCAGAGAGCCAUGACUUUUCAGCUCGAGAAGAGCAUGACACAAACGAAUCAGGCGUCGGGGCUGCUGACGAGCCUCGACCACUUUCUGCUCACUCUCACUUGAAUGAGCAAGAUAAGGCCCAGGAAGGCCAAGAUCAAGGCCAAGGCGAUCUUCAUGAAGAAAACGACGAGCAUUACGAAUCAGAGGGCCAGCGCAGCGAGUCUACUGCUACAGUGAAUGCGGCUCCCGGUGAAACUGACGUGGCAGAAGAUGCGCGCGAUGGGCAAACCGAGGAAUUCGACGAAAAUGCCCGCGGAGAAGAUCCUGACUACGAUGAGCUUGGUCCAGACUAUUAUGAAGAUGAAGAACUCGUCAUCGAUCAUCCAGUAGCUUCUCACGAAGCUUCCCGUGAGGGAGAGUCUUCUAGUCACACCGAGGGCGGUGAUGCGGAGCAACAAAUAUCCCAGGCACCCAUCCUUGAUAAACAGGACGAGAAUGAGCCAGAUAAAACGCCAGCGGAUGCAGCCAACUUGGUAGAGCCCUUCCCCAACGAGGAAACUGGAAAGGACGAUGAGCAGACGGCAUCUACACUUGACAGCGAGUUCCAAAACGCCGCUGAAGCCAAGGAGCAGACACCAGAGCCAAGGGAUGACUUGCUUGGAAUUGCAGUAGACCUGAUGCAGACCCCCGCGAAAGACGACGCACAAGAUGCGUUUGAUCACUUCGACGACCUAGACUACGACGAACACGAAAAGGAACUUGCUGCCCCUGCUUCAGUUGGCAGUCAGGAUGCCAACCAAGAAUUCGAUGAGAAUGAGUUUGGCGAUUAUGACACCAAUUUUGAUGACACAGAGGCUGCAGAGCCUGGUGAAACAGGUCCUUCCUUUGCGGAGUCUCAAUCCAACGAUAACGGGACGACCAAACGGUCCCGCGACGAGGAAGAUGACUGGGAUGUUGAGAACACCACUUUGGAUGCCAAACGUCGCCGGCCAUCGUAA
Molecule: messenger RNA, 2493 nt
Organism: Penicillium salamii
Lineage: Eukaryota; Fungi; Ascomycota; Eurotiomycetes; Eurotiales; Aspergillaceae
Source: the annotation of a GenBank genome assembly